CACACCUCUUUCCUUUGUUUCUUUUCUCCACUAUCCAUUUUCUUCUUCCACCGACAGAGACUCGUUCUAUAGUCCGCAUUUCUACAUCGCAAAGAUAUUGCUAGGUGCACAAAGAACAAAUAAUCCAUGCUUCAGGAAGUCCAAUUCCACCCUCUACAGCCUAUUGGCGAAAACAUCUACUUCUGCCAGUUUCCCGAGCUAACAAGCAGUGGCCCCGCCCUGAUCACCCUCUGUACUCGGCUGGGAGACGCCACGCCUCCGCGGAUCCAGAAAUAUAUCUCAGGCUAUCAGAACUUGUAUCCGACCUCUGCGAUUCUUCUGAUCACGACGCGCAUCCUAGAGAUCGGUCUACUCCCUUUCAGCGUCCUGCACGCGCGGUUGGCCCCGGCCCGGGAUGUUUUGCGGUGGUUCAACAGCAGCGGCGACCAUAAUGACAGCUAUUCCAUCCUCCUGCAUAUAUUCUCUCAUGGCGGAUGCAAUACCGCCAUCCAAUUAGCCCUCUCUCUCCAGAUAGAGGAUACGAGAGGUCAUCCACCACUCGAAUUAGGGAGAUACCUGGGCGGGAUCAUCUUUGAUUGCUGUCCGGGUGAUACCUCCUUCGGGCGCGCGUACCAGGCCGCAGCGCACUCUUUACCGCCGCGCUCAGUGCUGGCGCAAGCGGUCGGCAGAGUACUGCUUUAUCCGGUGAUUGGUGUUAUUACUGGACUCCAGCAGACGGAAUGGAUGAGCUCGAUUCGGGGCCUGCGACGGCAAUUGAAUGACCCAGCAGUUUUAAAAAAGACGGCUCCCAGGCUGUAUUUGUAUGCAACAGCGGAUCAAAUGGUUCGAUAGGAGGAUGUGGAGUCGCACCAGAGAGAGGCGGCUGCCGACUUGAAGAAGUGUUGUACAGUGAAACAGAUUGCUUUUCCAGAUAGCCCACACUGCGCCUUGGUGAGAGAUCAUUCUGAUCGUUAUUGGGCUAAAAUUGAAGUGUUUUGGGAGGAAAGAGCGACGACAGGAGGUUCUGUGGUGCCUCCGGACUUGCCAUUAAGUCAUAAGCCUCGGAGUCGACUUUGAUGAUGUUGACGGUCAGAAACCGGACCGUGGAAUCGGACUGGUCAUGAUUCUCAGUUCCGCGAAGGGAGCUGCAAGCUAUGCUGGAAGUAGCAUGCCCCCAAAAUCAAAUUGAAGCCAUAGGCCAUUCAAUGACUGGUCAUCUGGGGGACUCAUUCGCUGA
Messenger RNA from Aspergillus uvarum CBS 121591, 1216 nucleotides. RefSeq lists its product as uncharacterized. NCBI's taxonomy places the organism in Eukaryota, Fungi, Ascomycota, Eurotiomycetes, Eurotiales, Aspergillaceae. The coding region runs from base 127 to 831 and encodes 234 amino acids. The transcript has a single exon. The record is from RefSeq and is a predicted model, not a curated record.